Paramecium sonneborni is the source of this 518-nucleotide messenger RNA. The record is from the annotation of a GenBank genome assembly. NCBI's taxonomy places the organism in Eukaryota, Ciliophora, Oligohymenophorea, Peniculida, Parameciidae.
AUGGGAAUUUAUUAAAGUAAACAUAAAUUUUAAUUAUAUUUUUAGCUAAAUUAUAUACAUAUGAAGGAGAGUGGGUUGAAGAUUUAAAGGAUGGAUUUGGAGUUAUUACAUUAUUAGAUAAUAAUUGUAAAUACUAAGGAUAAUUUUAAAAAGAUGAGUUUUUAUUAAAUUAAGAUAUUAUUAUCAAAUUUCCAGAUGAUAGCAUAUAUAAAGGUAAAUAUGAUAAUUAUUAUAUAGGAUAGAUUCAAAAUUAUAAACCUCAUGGAAAAGGAUAUUUAUAAUUUAUUGAUGGAAAAAUUUAAGAUGGAAAUUUCAAAGAUGGAAAUUUUAUCAAUCAGGAACAAGCUGAAGAAUAAAACUAAAAUGAAUAAGUUUCUUAUCAUUAAGAAAAUUAAAAUAUAAAAAAUACCAUUUAAAUAGAUUCAUCAGAUUAAUAAGCUAUUUAACUAAAUUAAACUAUUGACUAAUAGAAAAAUUUAUUAUAAUAACUAGAUGAUAGUUCCAAUCAAUCAACAUGA